AUGGAGGCUGAGGAGGAAGAGGAGGAAGAGGAGACUGAGGAGGCUGAGGAGGCAGAGGAGGCUGAGGAGGCAGAGGAGGCUGAGGAGGCAGAGGAGACAGAGGAGGCAGAGGAGGAAGAGGAGGCUGAGGAGGCUGAGGAGGAAGAGGAGACUGAGGAGGCUGAGGAGGAAGAGGAGACUGAGGAGGCUGAGGAGGAAGAGGAGGCUGAGGAGGCAGAGGAGGCUGAGGAGACUGAGGAGGCUGAGGAGGAAGAGGAGACUGAGGAGGCUGAGGAGGCUGAGGAGACUGAGGAAGUAAUGGAGGAAGAGGAGACUGAGGAGGCUGAGGAGGAAGAGGAGACUGAGGAAGAAGAGGAGGCUGAGGAGGAAGAGGAGGCUGAGGAGGAAGAGGAGGCUGAGGAGGCUGAGGAGACUGAGGAGGAAGAGGAGGACGAGGAGGCUGAGGAGGAAGAGGAGACUGAGGAGGCUGAGGAGACUGAGGAGGAAGAGGAGGACGAGGAGGCUGAGGAGGAAGAGGAGACUGAAGAGACUGAGGAGGAAGAGGAGACUGAGGAGGCAGAGGAGGCAGAGGAGGAAGAGGAGGAAGAGGAGGCUGAGGAGGCUGAGGAGGAAGAGGAGACUGAGGAGACUGAGGAGACUGAAGAGGAAGAGGAGGAAGAGGUGGUGGAGAUGGGAGCAGAUAUUUGA
Knipowitschia caucasica is the source of this 687-nucleotide messenger RNA. The record is from the annotation of a GenBank genome assembly. Lineage: Eukaryota; Metazoa; Chordata; Actinopteri; Gobiiformes; Gobiidae.